Thamnophis sirtalis is the source of this 3787-nucleotide messenger RNA. The record is from RefSeq and is a predicted model, not a curated record. Lineage: Eukaryota; Metazoa; Chordata; Lepidosauria; Squamata; Natricidae.
UCGUUUUCCCCCCGCUCCCCUCCCCGGGCACCUUGGCCGCGGUUCUUCCUUCAUUUCUUUCCCCCUCGGAUCUGCUCGCUCUUGACUUUUCGUUCCGUUAAGCAGCGACGCUUUUCUCUCCCGAGAUGGAAGCGGCGAAGAGGUGGCGGGUGAGCGCGGGGGAAACGGAGGCCUGGAUGGACCGGGCUGUAAAUAUGGCUAAAGAUGCACUUGAGAAUGGUGAAGUACCUGUUGGUUGCCUCAUGGUCUACAAUAAUGAGAUUGUGGGGAAAGGAAGAAAUGAAGUUAACCAAACAAAAAAUGCUACUCGCCAUGCAGAAAUGGUAGCAAUUGAUCAGGUCUUAGAUUGGUGUCAACAGCACAAGAAGCAACCUGUGGAAGUUUUUACACACACAGUAUUAUACGUCACAGUUGAGCCCUGCAUUAUGUGUGCAGCUGCACUUCGAAUGAUGAGAAUCCCGUUGGUUGUAUAUGGUUGCCAAAAUGAACGGUUUGGAGGCUGCGGCUCAGUUCUGAAUAUCUCUUCUGCUACCUUAACAGAUACAGGAGAACCAUUUCAAUGCAUAGCCGGUUAUCGAUCUGAAGAAGCUGUGGAGAUGCUGAAAACCUUCUACAGACAAGAGAAUCCAAAUGCACCAAAAUCAAAAGUUCGGAAAAAGGAAUUCAGUAAAUGAGAUGCUGUUGUAAAGUUAACCAGUCUAGAAGAAGAAUAAAUCCUUGAAUGAUCUUCGCAAUGCUGACCUUUGCUGGACUAAAUUAUUUAGCUCCGGGAGGUGAAAAAUAACAUACCUGUCCCUUUUCAAUAUGUGGUUGAAUAUAAUAUGCAGGUUAUGAUAAAUUAACAAAUACAGUUGUGGGUCAAAAUGUCUAGUUUGUUUUCCCCUGGGUGCUAAACUGGAAAGGUAUUAUUGAAAGAACAAUACCAGCUAAGGUUGAACUCUUGCAACUAUUGAUUUUGAACUCAACAAGAGGUUCAGCUAAUUAAGAUAAUGCAUGCUUUGCCAGUACAAACUUGUGCUGAUUUCUAUUGUCUUGUAAAUUAUUUGGAUAAGAACUCUACAAAACUCUCUGUCAUCUUCCAGUUCACUAAGCUGUUCACUAAGUUAUACAUGCUGAAUCAAGUUUUCCAGGUCACCUGCUACAUUGGAAUUUCUCUUGGGAACUAGUCUGAUUGGUAUUAGGACUUUAUUAAGCUAUAAUAUAGCCCAGGUAUUUAGUCAUUUUAAUCUAGUUGGUGCUGUUCUAAUGCUAACAGAGGCUUUCCUGUAAUUUUCUAUGUGUGAUAUAUUCAACUGGAAAUACUGAACAUAAGAAGGGGACCUUCUGCAUAAAAACCAUGUACUGUUUCAGUGAAAUAAUCCAAAUAUGUAUAAAUAUCUGACAAUGUCUAAUUUGUACCACUUUCUUCAGUGCAUCACAUGGCAAGUUUAAAACUUCAUAGAGACUUCGCUGUUCAGACCUCGGUAGAAAAUAUUGGCAAUAUUAAACUUAACAUUGUGAUAACCGAAUUGAAAGAUUUGCACUCAUGCCUGAUCAAUUGCUGCCAUACCUUCUCUUUUCAGAUGAAUUCCUGUUGUGAUAGCAAUCACCAUUAAGGAUCAGUUGAUUUACGUAGUUUUAUUUUAAUAUGUUUGCAGUAGAAAACUUAUAAUAUUGAAGGCAGGCUGUUCAGGUUAGCAGCAUCUAUCUGAUCUUGGACUAUUGAAAAGCUCAGCAGGGCCAGAAUAGUUUAUUCUUUGGAAAUUCCAGAACUGUUGGACUGACUGCAAAGUUGAAAAAACAUUCCAGAAAAAAAAAAGGCAAAAGAAAACCACUUCUGUAAUGUUGCUGAGAAAAUAACAUGGGUGUAACCAUGAAGUCACCAGGAGUCAUGGUAAACUUGAGGGAAUUUUGAAUGAAUUAUCAAUACCGGACUUGUGUACCUGGGUUCACUUACAAUAAUACUUUUAUUUGUAAGGGCUAACUUUCCUGAACAUAUGGGUAGCUGAAAUAUUGAAGUUAUAUUCAAAUAUGCUAGUGUUACUCAGUCUUAAAUUCAGUCAUUUUGAUAAUGACUGUAUAGGAAGUUAAUUAUAUUGCUAAAAUACAAUAUUUGGAAAAGGGCCAUACAGAAGACGGCAGAAGUAAUGUUAGUGAAGGAAUAUAAUGUUGUCAACAGCAGCAUUUUCGAGCUUCCAUCUUAUACCUUCUCCCUCUUCUACACAGCACUCCGAUUCUCCUUCCUUAUGCCAAAAAAAUAUGUGUGGAGUUUGUUGACGUUUUGGGGAGGAGGAAGGAACUAUUUGUCUCAUAAUUAAAUAUCUAAUUUAACUAAGCUAGAAGCCCAGAUUUUACCUGGCACAUUCUGCAUUGUCGGUCCAGGGGGAAAAUGCAUAGAACAUGCAGAUUCGGGCUACCCCGAAUCUGAGAAGUCAUGGGAAACCACAGCAGAUAUCUAUAUUUUAUGUCAUCAUUUCCAUGUGAAAUUCCCACCCAAGCCCUGCCUCUGGGACCUGCUACAUCUAUAGACUAUAUAUUUAUAUAGUACUAUAUGCAAAAAUCUAUAGUACAUACUAUAGAUUUAAUUAUACACUACUAAAUGUGUAUAGUACUAAAAUACUACUAUUAACUGUCAAGUUCGGUUAGCUGAAAUGGUACAUCAUGUGAAAUAAUUUUUGAAUAAAGAUAACCUCAAAUCUGCUGCCUUAAAGAAUGCAUACAAACUCUGAGAGCCAUUACUCCUGUGGAAGUGAAAUUUCAAGGACCUUCAGACCUGGUAUACUGGAAGGGUUAUGUAGUUACGUAGGCAGCCCUGCUGUACUUCUGCCAUCAGCUGAGGCCAUGUGAUCAUGAUUUAUGACACGUCCUGUCAGCUUCCUACAAGCAAAGUCAAUGGGAAUGCUGGCAGGAAGUUAGAAAUCACUUCUACUUCCUACUGCUGUUUUGGCCACCUGUGAUCAUUCUGUUUAUCUCUAGGUAAGUAUUAUUGAAGUUCAUUUCCCACUACAAUUACUCUUCCAUCAUGCUGCACUUUUUCUAAAAGGAUGACCCAGUGGGUCAUCGGUGGCCCAGUAAACAAAUUUCAGGAUGAAGGGAAUUUCCUGCUUUCUGCCACGAUAUACUCUCCAGGGUUGGUUGCUGUGCAACAAGAAGAAAAUACAGUGAUGUUUUUCCAUCUGAUUGUGCGGUAAGAUUUGUCUGUUGACCUUGGGGAACCGCUAAGCUUGGGUUGGGGUAAUGAGCCUGUAGUCAUUUAACAUGGGACUUCCUAGCUUGUAAAAGACAGACAAUGGAGGUGGUGUAGAGGAAUAUAGAGACUAUGGUGAAGGAAUGCCAGAACUGUAAUAUUUUAAAAACUUUUUUAAGAUCAUAAAUGUCAUCCCUGGGAAACGAGGGAGUGUAAGCACAACCUCACCUUGAUUCUGGGUGGUAUUAGAGGGAGCAGAAGGUAACUUUGAGAGCUUUCAAGACUUUUGUUAUUAUACUCUACAACAAUAGAGUUCUGACAGUCGUUGCAGUGUCUGUUUCCUGACUGGGCCAUAUCGAAGGGUUGACGGGCAACAAUGAAACGCCAAGCCAAAGUUUCAGAACACACACUUGAAAACUUUAUUGGAUUAUUUUUAGAUGUAUUGUGAGGCACAUCCAGAAGAGGACCUCAGUGUUCCAGCAAUGAAUAGUUCAGGAAGAUUGGAAGGGAAGUCUUGGUCUCCCAAAAUGUGCUUGCUGAGCAAAUAAAUAAUUUUAGCAAUAAUCAAGUCCUUGCCUGUGCCUCCUGGAUUUUAAUGUUGUGUUAAUAAACAUAUUUAUU